AUAAAACAUAAUCGACGGAGAAAGGUAUGCUCUAGUUGUUGUUCUAGACUAGAGAGAGUAGAGGGACUGGAGACUGGAGAGGGUGGAUACCGCUUUAUCCCCCGCUCUACUCAACACAAACUCUCUGCAACACGAAUAAACACGCAGAGGCAGAGAACUCGCUCGAUAGGGGCAAGGUUAAAGAACCCAAGUUCUCUCGCGAAUGCAUUCCUAACAUCCAUUCCCGCCACUUCAUGGGUUCCGCAUCAACCAUCUAUUUCUCUUCCGCUCAUCCUAAGGUUGCGUUCCACCCCUACUCUCGCAGACACCAACUGCAGAAUGGACUGUUAGGCACCACAUCCUUGGGCUAUCAUGCGCAUCUAGUGUUAUUUCCUACCACACUGCCGGUUGUAAGGAGGCGAAGCUUGACUCCGAGGGCUGUUUCUCGAAGUGAUGGAGCUUCAACCCGGGCUACUGGAGGUCGGAGGGUGUAUAAGCAAUCCCAAGCCGUAAGGCCUUUGCCCCGUGUUCCCGCUAAGGAGCUCGUCGCGGCUGUUGCACCUGCCGGCGUGUUUGUUGCUGUUACAUUUGUUUUAUGGAAGCUUGUGGAAAAGUUGCUCUUGCCAAAACCAGGAAAACCUUUAGGGGAGAACAUAUCUUCCUCACCAAGAAUAGGAUGGUCAUUUGCUGCUGGCACAAAUUUGUCACCAGAUGCUAGUUACAAGAUCGAAAGAGAAUCCAGACAGAAAUUGAAUGAAUUUGCCAAAGAACUUAGGACAUACAGAAGUGUUGACAUGUCAGGUUGCAACUUUGGGGAUGAGGGACUUUUCUUUCUUGCUGAGAGCUUAGGCUACAAUCAGGCUGUAGAGGAAGUUGAUUUCUCUGCUAAUGGAAUAACUGAAGCUGGAGUGAAAGCAUUUGAUGGUGUUCUUCAGUCAAAUAUUGUCUUGAAGACUCUCAAUCUUUCGGGAAACCUUAUUGGAGAUGAAGGAGCUAAGUGUCUGAGUGAUAUCUUGGCGGGGAAUGGAAGUAUUGAAAAGCUCCAGCUGAACAGUAUUGGUUUAGGAGAUGAGGGAGCCAAGGCUCUUGCAGAGAUGUUAAAAAGAAAUUCAAGCCUACAUGUUCUUGAACUUAACAACAAUAUGAUAAAUUAUUCUGGAUUUAUGAGUCUUGCUGGAGCACUUUUAGAGAAUAAUACAAUUCGGUCAAUACAUCUUAAUGGCAACUAUGGUGGCGCUCUUGGGGUCGCUGCUCUAGCUAAAGGGAUUGAAGGGAAUAAGUCUUUGAGGGAACUUCAUUUGAAUGGAAAUUCUAUUGGUAAUGAGGGUGUCCGGGCUUUGAUGUUAAGCUUAUCAACACACAAAGGGAAACUUACACUUCUGGACAUUAGCAACAAUGAAAUUGGUCCAAAAGGUGCCUACCACAUAGCUGAAUUUAUCAAGAAAAGCAAGAGCUUGUUAUGGUUGAAUCUUUACAUGAAUGACAUUGGUGAUGAGGGAGCUGAAAAAAUUGCAGAUGCUUUGAAGCAGAACCGCUCAAUUACAACCAUAGACUUGGGGGGGAACAACAUUCAUGCUAAGGGGGCUAGUGACAUUGCUCAAGUUUUGAAAGAUAAUUCUGUCAUUACAACUUUGGAACUUGGCUACAAUCCCAUUGGACCAGAUGGAGCAAAGGCUUUAUCUGAAGUUCUUAAGUUUCACGGAAAGAUAGAAACCCUCAAGCUUGGUUGGUGUCAGAUAGGGGCAAAAGGCGCAGAAUUCAUAGCAGAUGCUUUGAAAUACAAUACAACCUUAUCAACUCUGGACUUGCGGGCAAAUGGGAUUGGAGACGAUGGUGCUAUUGGUCUAGCUCGCAGCUUGAAAGUGGUUAAUGAAGCUUUAACUUCUCUUGACCUAGGGUUUAAUGAAAUAAGGGAUAAUGGGGCAUUUGCUAUUGCUCAAGCACUGAAGGCUAAUGGAGAUGUGGCAAUUGCAUCCUUGAACCUCGCCAAUAACUUCCUUACAAAAUUUGGGAAGAGUGCCUUGACAGAUGCAAGAGACCAUGUGUAUGAGAUGAGUGAAAAGGAGGUCAACAUUUUUUUCUAGAUGACUUCACAGGUAGAUCCCUUCUUUUUUCUUUUUUGUGUAAAUACUUCAUGAUGAUGUCCGUCAUGUCAGAGGCCAUUUUUUCCAGUUGAUUCAUGUUGCGGAAAGUGCUAAAGUGCUAAGAGCUCCAUUCUCUUGGUUUAAACUCGAGUUGAGUUUCUAAUCACAGGAGAAAGAUUGGGAAGUUUUGACAGUGGAAUGUAGCAGAAAUCCAUCCUUUUCUGAUGAGAAAUAUGAUAUCCCCUAUUAUUCAUGCGAGGGAAAUAAAGUACUGCAUUUUUAAGUGUUCA
Messenger RNA from Nelumbo nucifera (sacred lotus), 2353 nucleotides. RefSeq names its product RNI-like superfamily protein. Gene Ontology annotation, cellular component: perinuclear region of cytoplasm; cytosol; nucleus. NCBI's taxonomy places the organism in Eukaryota, Viridiplantae, Streptophyta, Magnoliopsida, Proteales, Nelumbonaceae. Gene Ontology annotation, molecular function: GTPase activator activity; small GTPase binding. Gene Ontology annotation, biological process: nucleocytoplasmic transport; activation of GTPase activity. The record is from RefSeq and is a predicted model, not a curated record.